CCGACCCACAUUCCCCAAUACCAAAACGGAAAGUCGCUCCGCCUUCUCUCGCUUCCCCAUCCCUACACGAAGACUAUCCUCCACUUUUUUUCCCAAAUUUCUUGGCUAUCAGAUCACAUUCAUAAUAGGCAACAAGUUUGAUCCUCGACUCGCUCUGAGCGGGAGCUGUAAAACUGCUGCGAUCGCGCAACCAACUUCCUCGUGGUCGCCACUGGCUGUGGCAAAGGCAAAGGCUUUAGUGUUGUGGGUUUACUACGCGUCGGAGUGGCGAUAGUUUCAAGCAACUUUGACCUGCCAGGAAUCCGAAGUAUUUGUUUGUCGCUAUAUUGCGCGACCUAAACCCCGAUGGACAGGAAUAUUCCAACGAGCAGUGCUCCCAUAGAGAUACCCUCUCGUGGUCGAUCCAUGUCGCCAUCUCAAGUGCCAUAUCUGCCCGCUUCACACUCUCCUGAAUUGCUCUUCGAAAUGUCCCCUGUCGAUAUUGAACAAGAGGUUCAAUUCUCUUCCGUUCGUCCUGUAACUAUUUCUGUUUCUCGUUGGAACAGGGAUCGCCUUUUCUCCUUCCCUAAGAAGCUUCCUGGAACGUUAGUAAACCACGCUUCCUCCCCGCGACCCGAUCCACAGCAAUGGUCAAGUCAGGCAGCCUCCGAUCCAAGGUCUUCAAAUUCACGCCCAUCUUGUAAAGAUCAGCACGCAUACUCUCAAAAGUCGGAGUCCAGAAGUACUCUGACGACCACUCCUCCGAUUAUAAGGACAGUCGCAGUUCACAAAAUUGCUGGCUUUCAACCCGAAAGAUCUGCAGCGGAUCUCCAGUCGAAUAGUCCUCGCAUUCCCAUCGUCCAAGAUAAUCCACGGCCUCUUCUCGCUCCUUCUGAUACCUCCUUGUCGGUUACCUUGCCCUGGCUCCUGCCUGGCACCAAAGAUGGAGAUGACGACGACUACUACUAUCUUUCGCAGUCUCCAGCGUUCUUUGACUUCAAAAAGUUCCUCCUCUGUCGCCUUGAGAACAGCAGGUUGGCAACACCUUGACAGAACGCUCUACAUGGCGUCCCUUUUCUAUAGAAGUACGGUCUUUUUAACACGAUUAUCGGCAGUUUAUCUCUGACAACUACCGCGUUUUCUUCACAAAAUGUCCUGACCGCCUAGCCUGCCAUCGUCUCAUUCACUUCAUUAACGUUUAGAGCAUCGUACACAUCAUCAACCACAUUGUAUUUAUAUUGAUUCCCAUUCCCAGUCGUGCAGAUACUCCAUACUUGUCACAAACCCCCCUUGACUCCCCUUUGCAUAUUCAUCCCCAGCAUAUUCAUACUGCAUAUCAUUCACCUUGGACUGUCCUAGAAACGCAUACAGACCGAUUUCGUCAGUCGACCUUUGACUACUACACAUACUUGGUGUACUAAUUCCAUCAGCGC
Molecule: messenger RNA, 1412 nt
Organism: Marasmius oreades (fairy-ring Marasmius)
Lineage: Eukaryota; Fungi; Basidiomycota; Agaricomycetes; Agaricales; Marasmiaceae
Exons: 3
Coding region: 346-1029 (227 amino acids)
Source: RefSeq, a predicted model, not a curated record